This is a messenger RNA of Penicillium nucicola, 225 nucleotides long. RefSeq lists its product as uncharacterized. NCBI's taxonomy places the organism in Eukaryota, Fungi, Ascomycota, Eurotiomycetes, Eurotiales, Aspergillaceae. The transcript has a single exon. Bases 1 to 225 code for a protein of 74 amino acids. The record is from RefSeq and is a predicted model, not a curated record.
AUGAAGAAGUACUACGACUCACCGCGACACUUCGCAGUCGGAGACAAGGUUCUCCGCAUCGGACGUGGAUACAACAUUCCAGUCAACCAACUGCUCACACGAAAGCUCGGCCGACAAUACGCAGGACAUUUCACGGUGCUGGAGCGUGUCGGACGCCUUGCAUACAAGCUUGAUCUCUCAGGCGAUUGGAGCCGAGUCCGUCCAGUCAUUAGUGUCCAACACUAA